Messenger RNA from Varanus komodoensis (Komodo dragon), 5044 nucleotides. It is a transcript of the gene COL4A4, whose product is annotated as collagen type IV alpha 4 chain. The transcript has 47 exons. The record is from RefSeq and is a predicted model, not a curated record. Gene Ontology annotation, molecular function: extracellular matrix structural constituent. NCBI's taxonomy places the organism in Eukaryota, Metazoa, Chordata, Lepidosauria, Squamata, Varanidae. Bases 1 to 5040 code for a protein of 1679 amino acids. Gene Ontology annotation, cellular component: collagen trimer.
AUGCAUUCUUUAAAAUGGAUCACACUUUUCAGAAAUGCAUGGUGGCUGAUGAUAAUUGUUUCUUCAAUCCAAUCCAUUUAUGGGGGUAGAUAUGCAUACAUCUCCCAUUGCGGUGGACGAGACUGCUCAGUUUGUCAAUGCUUCCCUGAAAAAGGUUCAAGAGGCCAACCUGGCCAGGUGGGGGCUCAGGGUGCAAUUGGUACUUUGGGUCCUGUAGGACCAACUGGUUUGCCAGGAGAAAAAGGCCAGAGAGGUGAUACUGGUUUUCCUGGGCCAGCUGGAGAAAGAGGCAAUAUGGGUUCUACUGGAGUUCCAGGAUUUUCAGGUUUAGAUGGGGUGCCUGGGUUACCAGGACCAGAAGGACUCAGAGGCAAGCCUGGCUUGGAUGGGUGCAAUGGCUCAAGGGGAGAUCCAGGGUUUCCUGGAGAAACUGGGCAAACUGGACCAAGAGGCUCACUGGGUAUGCCUGGGCAAAAAGGUGAAAAGGGAAAUUCCAUAUACAUUUCUGAUUCUGUUAAAGGGGUGUUGGGGGAAAGAGGAAAUCCUGGACAGCGUGGCAUGCCUGGCCCUAGAGGAGAGAGGGGGCCAAGAGGUCCAGCUGGAUUUCCAGGCCAACCAGGCAUACAGGGUGCUCAAGGUCGACCUGGGUUACCAGGUGAACAGGGAAACCCAGGUAUUGGAGUGGAAGGACAGAAAGGGGAGCCGGGUGAUAUAGGACCGCCUGGAUCGCCAGGGCAGCCAUUAUUAGUUGGACCUCCUGGUUCUCAACUAUUAAAGGGAGAAAAGGGUGUAAAAGGAAUUCCUGGAUCAAUUGGCUCCAAAGGGUUGCCUGGCCGAAAAGGAGAAUUCAGAAAUGGAGAAAAGGGUGAAAAGGGGAUUCCUGGUCUUCCUGGAAUGUUGGGAAGUCCUGGUUCUUACGGUUCUCCAGGUUCUCCAGGAAGGAAGGGUGAACCUGGAAUUGCUGGAUUUCCUGGACAAUAUGGCUUUGCAGGCAUUAAGGGAGAUCCUGGAGAGAGUGGAAAGCCAGGUGCACCAGGACCACGAGGAACACCGCAGACUGGAGUAAAAGGGUUUCAAGGGGAUCCUGGCGACUAUGGCCCAGCUGGAAGUGUGGGAGCCGAUGGGCUGAGAGGCCCUGCCGGUGCGAGAGGAAGGCAAGGAGAAGAUGGAGCCAGUCUCCCUGGUCCUAGAGGCACGUUAGGAGUACAAGGACCUCAAGGCUUGCAUGGUGACCCCGGUGUCCCUGGUGUCUCUGAAGCAGCUGCGGGAAAGCCGGGGUCUCCAGGAGUGCCAGGUUUACCAGGAAUACGAGGAAGCCAGGGCUUGCCUGGAGCACCUGGUGUGGCUUGCAAUGGGAGAGGAUCCUCUGGACCACCUGGAACUAAAGGCCAAAGGGGACCACCUGGAGAAAGAGGUGGAAAAGGAGAGAAAGGCAAUCCAGGAGACUGCUCAUGUGGUCCUGGUCCCUCUGGGGUACCUGGCAUACGAGGUCCACCAGGUGUUCCUGGAAGAAAAGGAGAGAUGGGAUCACCUGGAAAACCUGGAAGAAGAGGCAAUCCAGGCUUACCUGGUGCAAUGGGACAACCAGGCUCCCUCGGAAUGCCAGGCUCAUUUGGGCUGAUGGGAGAAAAAGGAGAUAAAGGUGACUCAGCUAGAGUUAAGAUCAAAGGAAUAAAAGGACAAAGAGGUGCCCAAGGAGAGCCUGGAUUUCCUGGAAAAAAUGGCAUUCCUGGCAAGAAUGGAGCCCCAGGAUUGCCUGGUGAAAAGGGGGUUCAAGGUGAUGAUGGAAGAGGUAUUCCAGGUGAUAAAGGAUUCUCUGGGCCACCUGGACUUCCUGGUUCAAGAGGGCCCAUGGGACCACCAGGUUUUGGAAUUCAGGGCCCUCAAGGUGUCCAGGGUCUACCAGGAAAUCCUGGAAACCCUGGUAUGAGAGGACCACCUGGCCCAAAGGGUCAGAAAGGUGGCAUUAGUCCAUAUGCAACAGGAUAUCCUGGGCAUCCAGGUGAACCUGGUUUAAAAGGCAUAGCAGGUCCAAAAGGAGUACAAGGUGAACCUGGGCAAUGUGGUCCCAAUGGUUUUGAUGGCCCCAAAGGUCAACAAGGCAGACCGGGAAGAUCUGGCAACCCUGGUCCAGAAGGUUUUAGGGGUGAGACUGGUGAUCCAGGUGAAAGAGGUGAAAGAGGUCCAAGCAUCGAUGGUGCUCCAGGGUUGCCAGGCCCUCCGGGACUUAAAGGUCCAAAAGGUGUUGCAGGGGACAUCAGUUAUGGUCCUCCUGGAGACCCAGGUGAUACAGGCCUUCCAGGCUUGCCAGGUUUACCAGGCAUAAGAGGUGACCCAGGUUUUGCUGGGCUUCAAGGUCAGCCUGGCAUACCAGGAUUUCCAGGAGCUAAAGGUCUUAGAGGAAGAAAAGGUGACUUCGGUGUCAUGGGAGAUCCUGGCUCUCCUGGACCGGCUUGUGACAAAAUUUUGCAGGGGCCACCAGGACCUCCAGGCUCUUUUGGACCACCAGGCUUGAUGGGGUUACGGGGCAUCAAAGGUCCACAAGGCGAUAUGGGUGCACCAGGUCCAGCUGGAAUGAAAGGCAUGCCAGGACUUCCUGGAAUACAAGGGCCAAAUGGGCGUCCAGGUUUAAGAGGAAAUCCAGGUCUUCUAGGAGAAAAUGGAUUACCAGGCCUUCCAGGACAAAAAGGGAGCAAAGGAUUACAAGGCAUGCAAGGUUUCCCAGGACUCCCAGGAAAUGAAGGAGAAAUGGGAGCUCCUGGUAUGAAAGGUGAAGAAGGACAAACAGGUCAGCAUGGUCCUCCAGGAGAAUAUGGAGUUAGGGGCUCCAAAGGUGUAACAGGACCUCAAGGGGAUGAUGGCCGCAUUACUGUGUUGGCAGAGAAAGGACAGAAAGGGGAGCCGGGCCUUGCUGGUGACAAUGGCUUACAAGGAAUGCAGGGUGAUAAGGGCAGCCCUGGAUUCAGAGGAAUCCCAGGAUUACCAGGAAGAAGUGCCCUUCCAGGAAUGCGAAAAGGUGAACCAGGUGAUGUGGGGCAGGUUGGUUUUCCAGGGCUACCGGGCUUCCCAGGGCCUCCAGGUUUGAGAGGAAUAACAGGUUUUCAAGGACAACAAGGUGACCAGGGUGAACAAGGAUUAUCAGGGAUUCCAGGAAACCCAGGACUAAAUGGUGCAAAAGGAUCUAAAGGUAGCAGAGGUGACCCAGCCAUUAACCAAAUCCAGCCUGGUAAGAAAGGUCCUUCAGGAGAUCUAGGAUUGCCAGGAGUUGAUGGAUUACCAGGAGACCAAGGUAUGCCAGGAGUCCAAGGGGGACCAGGAAGACAGGGACUGAAAGGAUUACCCGGAUAUCCAGGAACACCUGGCUUCCCAGGUGCUCAGGGAGUGGCAGGCUUUCCAGGAGCUCCAGGUGUACAAGGGGACCAUGGACUUCUGGGACCUCCAGGUAUGCCUGGAUUACCAGGCAGCCCAGGUAGAAAAGGCCUUUCAGGGUUGCCUGGAUUGAAUGGCCUGAAUGGACUGCAGGGUCAAAAGGGUUCAACAGGACCUCCAGGUUCAAGUGAAGUGGGGCCUCCAGGGUGCAUAGGAGAAGUUGGACCAAAAGGCAACCGAGGUGAACCUGGACCUCCAGGCCUCUCUUGCCCAGGGCCUCCUGGAGAUGUGGGGCCUUUAGGUCCUCCUGGCAGGCCAGGUGCUCCUGGGCCUGUUGGUCCAAUAGGUCUGCCUUCUGAAAUUCAGCUUCCUGGGCCUCCAGGUGACCAAGGCCCUGCUGGCUUAAAUGGCGCUAGAGGUCUUCCUGGCAAACCAGGCACUUCAGGAACUACUAUUCUUGUUAAAGGCGAUCCAGGUGACUGUGGGACAUUUGGCCCACCUGGGAUUCCUGGUCCACCUGGGAAACUUGGGCCUAAAGGUAUUCCAGGAAAGCAAGGAAGAGAAGGCUUAAAAGGUCCAGUAGGAAACCCUGGCCCUCAAGGGCCCCCUGGUGCCCCUGGUGAGUUUGGGGAUCAAGGAUAUCAAGGAGCAAUUGGGCCUGUGGGUCCCAAAGGUUGCAGAGGUGAGCCAGGUGAAGCUGGAACAGUCGAUUACUCAUGUCCUAAGAUUCCAGGGCCUCCUGGAGUUCUAGGUCCAAGAGGAUCACCUGGUCUCACAGGAUUAAGAGGGCCAGUAGGCUUUCCUGGCCCGCCAGGAAAGAAAGGCGAAGAAGGGAUUUUAGGUCAGCCAGGUCAGGGUGGCUUGCCUGGGCCACCAGGACCUUUUGGUGAUCAAGGUGACAUGGGAGAAAAAGGAUACACUGGGCUACAAGGUCUUCCAGGCCCAGCUGGGAUGCCAGGACCACCAGGACCAGAAACCAGAAUUGUUGGUGGGUUCCUGAUUGUUCUUCAUAGUCAGUCAGAUGCAGAACCACUUUGCCCAGAGGGAAUGCCAACAUUAUGGACUGGAUACAGCCUGCUGUAUCUUGAAGGGCAGGAGAAGGCUCAUAAUCAAGACCUUGGUCUGGCUGGAUCUUGCCUCCCAGUGUUCAGCACCAUGCCAUUUGCCUAUUGCAAUAUCAACCAGGUCUGCUACUAUGCAAGUCGAAAUGAUAAAACUUACUGGCUAUCAAGUGCAGCUCCUUUGCCCAUGAUGCCACUCUCUGAUGAAGAAAUAAAACCCUACAUUAGCAGAUGCGCUGUAUGUGAGGCUCCAGCCCAAGCUGUAGCAGUUCAUAGCCAAGAUCAAUCCAUUCCUCCCUGUCCGUUGAACUGGAGAAGUCUUUGGAUAGGUUAUUCUUUCUUAAUGCACACUGGGUCUGGUGAUCAGGGAGGUGGACAGUCUCUCAUGUCUACUGGAAGCUGCCUUGAAGACUUCAGAUCAGCACCCUUUAUCGAAUGCCAGGGCCAAAGAGGAACAUGCCAGUUUUUUACCAAUGAAUACAGCUUCUGGUUAACAACAGUGAAUCCAGAGUUACAAUUUACAUCAACCUCUUUCUCAGGGACUCUCAAAGAUGAGCAAGAACAACGCCGAAAUGUAGGCAGAUGUCAAGUCUGCAUGAAAGAGGGCUAAGGGC